UGACAAAGUAGCACGGAGUGACGAUGCGCAUUGCCAGAGCGGAAGCGCUCCUUUGCCAGAGAUGGGGCGAUGAGGGCCUCCAGAUCACCUCGCGCAGCUCGCCCCCGCGGCGGCGAUUGGCCCGGAUGCCACGUGGCGCAUGGGGCCGCGCCCUGGAUCCUGGGCUUGCAGGACCUGCAGUCAGCGGGCUUCGAAUCAGAAGAUCUCCCAGACAUCUCCAUAGAUCCCGAGGACAAGGUUCUCAGCGUGUUUAACUCGACCGAAGAGGAGCGGUGCUAUUGCCUCUCCCUGGCUGCAGCUGCUCGUGGCCGGGCGCCCCUGCAUCAUUCAGGAGCAAGCAGCAAGCCAACCAACUCGGCGAAAUCAUCGCACCGAGGAAGCAUUAAGGAGAUCAUCGCCUUUGUGCUGGUGCUGCCGGCGAAGAGCGUGAUGGACGUGUGCAAGCUCCGAGGGCCCGCGGCAAAGGACGUACUCACUUUGGAGCUUCAGUCAGACAUUGUGACAUUGCAGCCGCCGCCCCCGUUGCUGGCAGGCUUCUCCUACGGCUUCCCUUUGGCCGGCGGACCUUUCCUCUGCUCGCAAGGCCACGGCGGGAAGCUCACGCACUUUGCGCAUCCGUCGACGUUCUACGCCUUGGACUUCGACUGCCCGGUGGGGACUGCCGUGCUGGCCAUGGAGGAUGGCACGGUCACUGAAGUGCGGCAGUCGGACACGGUGUCAGGCAUCGACGUGCGCAACUUCUUCAAAUGGAACCAGGUCACCGUGAAGCAGUCAGACGGCACGUGGGCGGAGUAUGUGCACGUGGAGGCCAACAGCGCCCAGGUGGGAGUCGGCAGUCAGGUGCGCCGCGGCCAAGUCUUGGCGCGCAGUGGCGACGUGGGGUUUUGCCCCACCGCCCACCUUCAUGUGGAGCUGCACCUGUCCGACGAGCCGAAAGCGCCUUCCGUGCCCUUCGGCUUCCGGACGGCCCAGGGCGAAUUCCGCUGCGAGGAGGGCAAGUGGUACGCGGCAGAGGGCGAGUGCGAAAGAGGCGCAGCGCCCGAGCACGCUGCCUGCGUCUUCUUUGGUCAAGUCAGAAGCUGUUCUGUGGCCAAGUUUGGCCCAAGCCAUGAAGCAACGUCGAAUGCUCAUCCUUGA
Messenger RNA from Effrenium voratum, 1137 nucleotides. NCBI's taxonomy places the organism in Eukaryota, Dinophyceae, Suessiales, Symbiodiniaceae. The record is from the annotation of a GenBank genome assembly.